Molecule: messenger RNA, 1560 nt
Organism: Sphaeramia orbicularis (orbiculate cardinalfish)
Lineage: Eukaryota; Metazoa; Chordata; Actinopteri; Kurtiformes; Apogonidae
Product: creatine kinase U-type, mitochondrial-like
Exons: 10
Coding region: 156-1403 (415 amino acids)
Biological process (GO): phosphocreatine biosynthetic process
Cellular component (GO): mitochondrion
Molecular function (GO): creatine kinase activity
Source: RefSeq, a predicted model, not a curated record
GAGAGGCUAAUCCGGAGUGCAGCUCUCUCUGAUCCCGUCUCUGCGGCUCCGUGAGCUCUCCUCCUCACUCUCUCCAAGUCUCUGUGGACCGAGUGGACCUAUCUGCUGCCUCCAACCUUCAAACAAUCCUCAGGUAAUACCCCAGACCUGUUACCAUGGCAAACUCAUUCACCCGUAUGAUGUCUGGCCGAAACACGGCUGUGAUGUUGGCCAGCGUUGGAGCAGGAGCCCUGGCGUCUGGAUACCUGCUCAGUGACAUGACUGCUGCUGCUGAGAGGAGGAGGGCCUACCCACCCAGUGCUGACUUCCCCGACCUGAGGAAGCACAACAACUGUAUGGCAUCAGCCCUGACCCCAACCAUCUAUGCACGUCUGAGGGACAAGACCACUCCCAACAACUGGACCAUAGACCAGUGCAUCCAGACUGGGGUGGACAACCCUGGACACCCCUUCAUCAAGACUGUGGGCAUGGUUGCUGGAGAUGAGGAGAGCUAUGAGGUGUUUGCAGAGCUCUUCAACCCUGUCAUCAAGGACAGACACAACGGCUACGACCCUCGCACCAUGAAGCAUCCCACUGACCUGGAUGCGUCCAAGAUCAGCUCAGGAAUGUUCGAUGAGCGCUACGUGUUGUCUUCCCGUGUCCGUACCGGUCGUAGUAUCCGUGGGCUGAGUCUUCCUCCUGCAUGUACUCGUUCUGAACGCCGUGAGGUGGAGCGCGUGGUGGUGACGGCUCUGUCUGGUCUGAAGGGAGACCUGUCUGGACGCUACUACAGCCUGAUAGACAUGACGGACAAAGAACAGCAGCAGCUCAUCGAUGAGCACUUCCUGUUUGAUAAACCAGUGUCACCUUUGCUAACAGCAGCUGGAAUGGCCAGAGAUUGGCCUGAUGCUCGUGGGAUCUGGCACAAUAAUGAGAAGAACUUUUUGAUCUGGAUCAAUGAGGAGGACCACACUCGGAUCAUAUCUAUGGAGAAAGGAGGAAACAUGAAGAGAGUGUUUGAAAGGUUCUGCAGAGGUCUGAAGCAGGUGGAGCAGCUGAUUCAGGAGCGAGGCUGGGAGUUCAUGUGGAACGAGCGUCUGGGUUACAUCCUCACCUGCCCCUCCAACCUCGGAACAGGACUCAGGGCUGGGGUUCACAUCCGCCUGCCCUUCCUCAGCAGGGACCCUCGCUUCAAAAAGAUCCUUGAAAACCUGAGGCUACAGAAGAGAGGAACAGGAGGUGUGGACACGGCUGCUUCUGGAGAUACUGUUGAUAUCUCUAACCUCGACCGUCUGGGCAAAUCAGAGGUGGAGCUGGUGCAGUUAGUGAUCGAUGGCGUAAACUACCUGAUUGAAUGUGAGAAGAGGCUGGAGAGGGGGCAAGACAUCAAGAUCCCCUCCCCCAUCCCUCAGUUCAGGAAGUGAACCACAUCACCUACUAAAGGAAACCUGGAAUAGAGCUGGCAUUCCAACCACCGGUCGAAAAAAUGUUGGUCUUACAUGAUUUACGUGAGAUGUAGAGCAUUGUACCAACCUGUGCUUGAAUUCUUAACCCAAUAAAUUGAAAAUAGAUUAAACCUGA